Molecule: messenger RNA, 4516 nt
Organism: Oncorhynchus kisutch (coho salmon)
Lineage: Eukaryota; Metazoa; Chordata; Actinopteri; Salmoniformes; Salmonidae
Product: chromosome-associated kinesin KIF4
Exons: 30
Coding region: 313-4041 (1242 amino acids)
Biological process (GO): spindle elongation; mitotic spindle organization; microtubule-based movement
Cellular component (GO): microtubule associated complex
Molecular function (GO): microtubule binding; ATP binding; microtubule motor activity
Source: RefSeq, a predicted model, not a curated record
CUCUGCGACGCAAAACGCGUGGUGGAGGCGGGGCAGAAUAUUUGAAAGUGGCGGGCAAGACGAGAUCCAUGGCAGGCACCGACCGAAGUUCUCUUUUGAGAUAACAAUAGUCAAACGUUCAGUCUAGAUUUCUUACGACAACUGGUGUGGUUAUAUGCGUUUUAUGAACUGACAAUCCUUAUUCUUUCGUCUGAAAAAAUAGUUUUUUGACAAUUUUAGCAAGCUAGAGGCACACACAUUUUAGCUAACGUUAGCUAGCCACUGUACAGCUCAUUGCAGGGGUGAAGAUCAACGUCUUGUCAGACCCUAAGCAUGACAAAGGAGGAUGAUAAGUCGAUCCCUGUGCGGGUUGCCCUGCGGUGUCGACCUUUGGUUGCUAAAGAAAUCAACGAGGGUUGCCAGACCUGUCUCACUUUCGUGCCAGGGGAGCCACAGGUGGUUGUUGGCACUGAAAAGGCGUUCACAUACGAUUUUGUAUUUGAUCCUACAACUGAACAAGAGGAAGUCUUCAACAGUGCUGUUUCACCAUUAUUGUGUGGUCUUUUUAAAGGCUAUCAUGCUACUGUGCUUGCAUAUGGACAGACUGGUUCAGGGAAGACCUUUUCUAUGGGAGGAACAUACACCUCGGCCCAGGAGAAUGAGCCCACCGUUGGAGUCAUCCCCAGGGUGGUCAGAAUGAUCUUCCAGGAAAGGGAGAAGCAUGCCGAUUGUGAAAUCUCUCUUACAGUGUCUUAUCUGGAGAUAUACAAUGAAGAGAUCCUGGACUUGCUCUGUCCAUCGGCAUCCAAAGAUAAACCAUCAACCAUCAACAUUCGGGAGGACCCCAAAGAGGGCAUAAAGAUUGUGGGCCUGACUGAGAGACAGGUGAUGUCUGCCCAUGAGAUGGUAGGUUGCUUGGAGCUGGGGAACUCAGCCCGCACUGUGGGCUCUACUGCGAUGAAUGCUGCCUCGUCUCGCUCCCAUGCAAUAUUCACCAUCACCCUGGAGCAGCGCAGGGGUGCAGACAAAUCUGACAAUGUGGUGUCAAAACUACACCUGGUGGAUCUGGCUGGCUCUGAGAGACAGAAAAAGACCAAAGCUGAGGGAGAUCGUCUGAAGGAAGGCAUCAGCAUCAACCGAGGCCUGCUCUCCCUGGGAAACGUGAUCAGCGCCCUCGGUGACGAGAGCAAGAAAGGCACCGGCUUUGUGCCCUACAGGGACUCUAAACUAACCAGACUGCUGCAGGAUUCAUUGGGAGGUAACAGCCACACCUUGAUGAUCGCCUGCAUCAGCCCUGCAGACUCCAACAUUGAGGAGACGAUAAACACGUUGCGUUACGCUGACAGAGCCCGCAAGAUAAAAAACAAACCUGUGGUCAACGUGGACCCUCGAACUGCUGAAAUGAAACACCUGAAGCAGCAGGUUCAGGAGCUACAGGUGAUGCUUCUGCAUGCACGUGGAGGUGUGUCACCAGUGCUUUCUGGGUCUGAGCCAGCGGAGAACAUGUCUAAGAUCCUGGAGCGGACCCAUACCCUACAGGAUGAGAACAAUAAGCUGAGCCGUGCGCUGAGCGAGGCAGCUGGCCAGACUGCCCUGAUGCUUGAGAGGAUCAUCAUGACGGAUCAAGCAAAUGAGAAGCUGCAAAGCAAACUGGAAGAGUUGAGGCAGCAUGCAGCGUGUAAGGUGAACCUGCAGAGGGUGAUGGAGACUCUGGAGGACCAGGAGCUGAAGGAGAAUGUGGAAGUGAUCCAGAAUCUGCAGCACGUCAUCCUGCAGCUCCAGGAUGAGAGUGCUGGCCUUGCUGCCACCAUUGAGGCGUUGGCUGCAGACUGUGGGGCUGAAGGAGAGGACAGCCCGGAUGGGCCAGGGAGUGGCAGCAGGACCCCAACUGAUGGCUCUCCUUCAGCUGCUGCUGACAAGGACUCUUCAGAGGCCUUCACUACCCAGCAUGCCCUGCGUCAGGCUCAGAUGUCCAAGGAGUUGAUUGAGCUCAACAACGUUCUGGCUCUGAAGGAGGAGUUUGUCAGGAAGAUGUGCCAGAACGACAGCCACCUGGAGCCUAUGCAGACUGAACACCAGAAUAACAUCAAGAGCCUGCAGACAUCAGUGGGCUCUCUGCAGAAGGAAAAGGAGGAUCUCAUCCAGGCUCUCCAAUCUGCCAAGAAGGAUGUCAAUCAGGCUAAGCUGAGUGAGCAACGGAGAAAGCGUCUGCAAGAGCUGGAGGCUCAGAUCACAGACAUGAAGAAGAAGCUCCAGGAGCAGUCCAAACUCCUCAAGGUCAAAGAGUCCUCUGUUCGCAGUGUGGCCAAGCUCAACCAUGAGAUCCAGGCUAUGAAGACUCAGCGUGUACAGCUGAUGAGGCAGAUGAAGGAGGACUCUGAGAAGUUCAGAGUGUGGAAGAACAAGAAGGACAAGGAGGUGCUUCAGCUCAAGGAGAAGGACCGUAAACGUCAGUUUCAGAUGGUGAAGCUUGAGAGUGACUUCCAGAAGCAAGCUAAUGUCUUACGUCGUAAAACUGAGGAGGCCGCAGCAGCCAAUAAGCGUCUGAAGGAUGCCCUACAGAAGAGGAGUGAGGUGGCAGAGAAACGAAAGGAUAUCCAUUACAGAGGGAUGGAGGGAGCAGCCGGGAGAGUGAAGACCUGGCUCCUGAACGAGGUGGAGGUGCUGGUGAGCACAGGGGAGGCGCGGCGCCACCUGCAGGACCUGCUGGAGGACAGGAAGAUCCUGGCAGAGGAGAUCUCCCAACUUAAACAACAGAUGGAGGCAGGGGAGCGGCCUGCUACCAAAGUCAGGCGUCGGACCCUCAUCAUCUCAGAGCUGGAGAGUCAGGGAGAGUUGGAGGCGUCUCUCAGCAAACAGGUGGACAAUCUGGGGACAGAAAUAAACCUCAGGAGUGCCCAGAUAGCUGACCUACAACAGAAGGUUCUGGAUGCAGACAAUGAGGGGCGCUUGAAGCAACGCUGGGACAACAUCACUACUAUGGUGGAGGCCAAGUGUGCCCUCAAGGUCCUCAUGUCAGAGCUGGUGUCUGCCAAAACGACCAGUUCUACGCUGGAGAGCGAGCUAAAGCAGGAGAAAAGCAACGUGCUGGACCUUCAGAAGACGCUGUGUGACGAGAGGAAACUGAUGUCUACCAUGGACAUGGAGCACCAGCACCACCUGGUGGAGCUGGAGCAGAUGCACCAGGAGAAGGUCCUGUACCUCCUGGGUCAGCUGCAGAGCAAGGAGAGCAAGUCAGUGGAGAAAAAACAGGAGGAGGAGACUUCAAAAAGAGAGAGGGAGCUUCUGCAGCGCCUCAAGUUCCAGGAGGAUGAGAUUGAAAAGAUGCGAGAAUUGAAUGAGCAAAACCAGAGGCUGAUGGAUGAAAAUGAACAAUACAAACAGAAACUAACACUGCUCCAGUUGGCCAGUGGGAAAAAGAUCAACAACCUAUUGCCAACAUCCACUCAGUCCCCAGAUGACUCCUUUGAGUACAUCCCGCGUAAGCAGCCUAAAGGCCGGCGUUUCACUACAGCCAGGGCUCCCCUGAAGAUGGCCAUUGACUUGGAGGAGCUAGAGUCUCCCUCAGAGUCAGAGGAGGUUGAGUGGUGCCCUGAGAAGAAUGAGAGUGGCCGUAACAGAAAGAGCUCCAAUGUCAAAAAACCCAAGGCUACAGGGUGUGCCUGUAAGGGUCGCUGUGGCAACAAGCUGUGCCGGUGCCGUAAGGGAAAGAUGAGCUGUGGGGAGAACUGCCAGUGUGACCAUGAGAAGUGUCGCAACAUGGACAACCAGACGUCCAGUAUAGACUCCAGCGAGGUCACCGACGAUGGGUCCAAAGAUUUAGUUUCUAUUCCUCAAGACCCCACAGCCGUUAGCCCUGGUGACGCCACGUUCUUUAAACCACCUUGUGUCACUCCCACCAAGCUUGUGAGGAAGAGUGUCUCUGUCGAGGAGGAGGAAGAGGAAGAUGAGGAGGAUGAAGAAAGGAACACAGCCAGCUUCUUGAAGAAGAAAAAACGAGUCCUUACUAGCUUCCAGAACAGCUUUUUCUCUGGAUGUACGCCCAUCAGGGAAGAGUCUUAAGGUGGGAAAGGCAUACUAGUAUAGACAAGACAUGUAAGAUCUUAGCCUCUGCUAUAGGAUAGUCCUUUUAUCUGUUUGUUUUUUCAGUGUUUUGUUGGUCAUUUUUCAAUGUCUUUUAAAUGUCCUCAUUUACGUUCCUUGUAAUAAAGUGUAGCAAUUGAUUCUAAAUAAGACAUCACUCUUUUAUCGGUCUAAAUCUUAGAGGGCACAGAAAUUCACUUCCUGUGAACUGCCGUAAAUGGCCUAAUUAUGAGGGCUAAAAUACAUUUAACGAGACUAUUUUUAAUUAGACAAUCAUACUAGGGAAUUAUUUGUCACUUGAAAUAUAAAUGUUUAAUAGUUGAAUGUAACUGAUUUUCUAUCAAUAGAAAUGGAUCAUUUUUUAAUAUAUUUUUUUGUUAUCAUAAAUUGAAUAAUUCAUGAUUUUAAUUUUCUGUGGAAGAUUGGAACAAAUAAACAUAGUUAAUAAAUCAAA